AAAAAAGUGACAGUUGACAUUUGGCUAAAAUUAGGUUGUCAAAUUCUCGCAUAAUUUCGCUAUAAUGGCCAAUUAUUUCGGCUUAUCGGCUAUAACGAACUUCUUUAAAACCAUCAGUUCCCAUGGGGGGUUACGAGCAUCCCUCGCGAAGAUGUACAGGAUGGAUUCAGUGCGUAUGGGUACCUGCGUAGGGACUGAUAAGUACGGUAACAAAUACUACGAGAAUAAAUCGUAUUUCUACGGUAGAAACAGAUGGAUUGAAUAUGCCCCGUACUACGCUCUUGAAUAUGAUGGUAGCCAAAUCCCAGCCGAGUGGUUUGGUUGGAUGCAUUAUAAAACCGACUUAAUUCCCUCUCAAGAUCCUUCCAGACCGCAGUACAAGUGGAUGACAGAUCACACGGAAAACUUAACUGGUACCCCUGGGCAAUAUAUGCCGUAUUCUACUACAAGACCAAAAAUCGAGGCUUGGUCACCUACCAAAGCUUAGUUUUCGUUUUAAUUGUAUAUAUUUUAUUGGAAAUAAACUAGUUUAAUUUA
Brassicogethes aeneus is the source of this 537-nucleotide messenger RNA. The record is from the annotation of a GenBank genome assembly. Lineage: Eukaryota; Metazoa; Arthropoda; Insecta; Coleoptera; Nitidulidae.